AUGGCAGGAACCGAUUCCUUGACCCCGGACAACGUCCUAGACCUCGCAGCCAAAGCUCUCAGCAACGGCCAGCCGAGUCUCCAAACACCAUAUGAAGCCGUGGCUCUGAUCGGCCAUGCCUGCAUGGCAGCGGUGGACUUUCGGCUAGUGGGACUUGGUGAAGACCACAACUUAGAUUCAUCAACAGAGUCCCCCGCCCUCCCCGCCGAAUGGAAUGCCAACUCCACCUUUGCCUUCCGAUAUGCGCACCCGCAAUCCUCGAUGCAAUACUUGCUCAAAGUGAGCCGUCUCGGAAAUAAUGCCGUGGUCUUCGCGCUAGCCCUGGGCGAUGACCGCACCAGCUCCUUCGACAUCCCCACCAAAGACUACAUCUCCGCAUCUGCGCUGCCACUCUCACAAACCGAAAACCUCACCGGUUCCCUCCGCGACGUUUUCAUAUCAACAGCUCGUCUAAAUGACCUGAUCGGGCUGUUCAAGAUCAAUGUUAUACAGAAGCUCGCGCCAGGAAUAUACAAGGAAGGCUACGAGGAUCCGAGUCGGGCCACACGGGAACAACCCGAGGCCUCGCGCCAGCGCGAUCGCCUUCGCGAUGACUCCCUUCCUCAACCUGCGCGCCCAUAUCCAUUUGAAGAUCCUCUAGCCACUGCGCCCCGACAACCAAACCCGGCAGGCGAUUUCGCUCCCCCAGGGUUCGAGGAUGAGUUCGAGAUCAACCGUCCACCACGUGGGUUCCCACCCGGCUUCCCUGGCGGUCGAAACCCGUAUAACAUUGGCGAGCGUGAUCUCUAUCCUGCCGGUCUAGGACCGAAUGAUCCGCUACGUGGAACGAUGGGUCCGGGCUUCGGUAGCGGUGGUGGUAUGCAUCCAACCUUUGACGACCCCCUCUUCGGAGGCACUGGUGGUGCGGGUGGUGGUUAUGAUCCUCGUGCACCACCUGGAGCGCGCUAUGAUCCGCCCGGACCUGGCUUUGGGCCUCCGUCCGGCCGAGGACGAGGACCUGGUGGAGGCGGCUUUGGUGGAUUUGGAGGUGGGUUCGGCGGCGACAUUAUCUAA
This is a messenger RNA of Penicillium cataractarum, 1053 nucleotides long. Its product is annotated as proteasome inhibitor PI31 family protein. Gene Ontology annotation, molecular function: endopeptidase inhibitor activity; proteasome binding. The record is from RefSeq and is a predicted model, not a curated record. NCBI's taxonomy places the organism in Eukaryota, Fungi, Ascomycota, Eurotiomycetes, Eurotiales, Aspergillaceae. The transcript has 2 exons. Gene Ontology annotation, biological process: proteasome-mediated ubiquitin-dependent protein catabolic process. Bases 1 to 1053 code for a protein of 350 amino acids.